This is a messenger RNA of Arachis duranensis, 3376 nucleotides long. Its product is annotated as receptor-like protein Cf-9. Lineage: Eukaryota; Viridiplantae; Streptophyta; Magnoliopsida; Fabales; Fabaceae. The record is from RefSeq and is a predicted model, not a curated record. Gene Ontology annotation, molecular function: protein binding.
GUCUCGGGUUAGAAGAAAACUAAACUUUCAUUAUGAAUUAGUCUUGGACAUUGAUAGAUUGGAAUAGUAUGAAUAUUAAUCUAGAAAUCAUGCAUUGGCUGGGUAUAGGUGCUUGUAAUUCCAGCUAGAAAAAAUAUCUAUAAAUAGAUGGAUUCUAAUUGAUGAGUGACAUACCAAUACCAUUUUCAAGUAAGCCAUAUAUACAUAAAAUAAGCAAAAGCUUGAAUCAAUAAUCAAUGGGGUUGUUGGUUGUUAGAGUGGUGUUGUGUGUGUAUAUGUUUAUGAUGUUCCAUUUUGCAUGUUUCUCUUCGCAUCUAUGCCAUUCACAAGACAGCUCUGCCUUGCUUCACUUUAAGACCCAUUUCAUUUUUAACCCUUCAUUUUUUGAAUAUUAUUAUGGGGAUGAGUGCCCCCAUGUUUAUCCAAAGAUGAGUACGUGGGAGAAUGGGACAGAUUGCUGCUCGUGGAUGGGUGUUAUGUGUGAUUCUGUGUCUGGUCACGUGAUUGGCCUUGAUCUCAGUUGUGGUGCUCUUGUAGGUAAUAUGAAUCCCAAUAACACUCUUUUUCAUCUUACUCAUCUCCAAACACUCAACCUUGCUUUCAAUGAUUUUUAUGGUUCUCAAUUGCCUUCUCAAUUUGAAAGGCUUGUGAGUCUCGUACACUUGAAUUUAUCUAGUUGUCGGUUUGAAGGUGAUAUUCCUUCCCAAAUCUCACACCUUUCCGAAUUACAAUCACUUGAUCUCUCUGGGAAUUCUCAUUUGAUGUGGAAAGAAACAACUUGGAAAAGAAUGUUGCAAAAUGCAACAGUUUUACGUGAGAUUGUAUUGCAUGAUACAAACAUGUCUUCCAUUAGCUUAACACCAAACCCUUUGUCCAAUUGGUCUUUUUCUUUCUCUUUGGUUACUCUUAAUCUUGCUGAUACAGGAAUAAGGGGACACUUGACAAGUCACAUUCUCUGUUUACCCAAUCUUUAUGAGCUCAAGUUAUCUGGAAAUGAAAUCAUUCAAGUCCAUGUUCCAAAGUUGAAUUGCAGUACUUCUCUUAGUUUUUUGGAUCUUUCAUUGUGUCAAUUUCCAGGAUCACAAAUCCCUGAUUCCUUUUCUAACCUUACACAUCUAACUUCUUUGUACUCGUACCAAAGUGGAUUCAAUGGUUCAAUCCCAUCAUUGCUCUCAAACCUUCAGCAUCUCACUCACUUGGACCUUUCAUACAAUGCAUUCACUGGUUCGUUCCCAUCAUUUCUUUCAAUUCUUCAUCAUCUUGUUUACUUGGAUCUUUCAUGGAAUGAGCUUAGUGGUCAAAUUCCAAAUGUGUUUGAUAGGCUCACCAACUUGCAAACUCUCUUUCUUAGUAAUAAUAAUUUCCAAGGGAAGUUGCCAUCUUCAUUGUUUACCUUAACUCAACUCUCUCAAUUAGAUUGUUCUUUGAAUCAAAUUGAGGGGUCACUACCCAAACAAGUAGCCUUUUCAAAUCUCACUACACUAGACCUAGGAGACAACUUAUUAAAUGGGACAAUCCCUCAGUGGGCUUUAUCCCUCAAGUCUUUGAGAUACUUAGAUCUAUCCAAUAACAGAUUCAGAGGGCACAUAAGUGAAAUUACAUCUUAUUCCUUGGAGCAUUUAGACUUGUGCAACAAUGAGCUCCAUGGAAACUUUCCAGAAUCCAUUUUCCAUCUUGUCAACCUUACUUAUUUGUGCUUGUCUUCAGAUAACUGGAGCGGUAUUGUCCACUUCCCACUCUUUUCUAAGCUUCAAAACUUGGAGUAUCUUUUUCUUUCAGGUUGUAGUUCAUUAUUGCUAACAUCUGAAACUAGUGUUAAUCACACUUUCUCCAAUUUGAGGGCACUGUUGUUGCUUUCUAGCAAUAUUAUUGGUUGGUCGGAAUUCUCAGGAAUAUUUCCAAGUUUAGAGAAUCUUGAAUUGUACAACAAUAGUCUUCAAGAAAAAGUGCCCAAAUGGAUACAUGGUUUGGAUUUAUUAAGUUAUUUGAAUCUCUCACACAACAAUUUUACAUUGAUGGACCAUAUCCCAUGGUAUCGACUUCAAUGCCUUGAUCUUAGUUUCAACUCGAUGGCUGAUGACAUUUCUUCCUUCAUUUGUGAUGCAACCUUUCUGGAAAUUGUCAACUUGUCCCACAACAAAUUCACAGGAACAUUUCCACAGUGCCUUGCCAAUAGCUCAUACCUUACGGAUUUGGAUCUACAAAUGAACAAACUUCAUGGGACUUUGCCAGAUACCUUUCUGGAUCUUACUACACUGAAUCUCAAUGGCAACAAUUUUGAAGGUCUAUUGCCGAAAUCUUUGUCCAAAUGUUCAGGACUUGUGGAUUUGGAUCUCGGUAACAAUCAAUUUGAGGACACAUUUCCCAAUUGGCUUCAAAAUCUAUCAAACUUGGAAAUACUAGACUUACGAGGCAAUAAGUUGUACGGUCAGAUUGCAAAUUUGAAAUCUGAAAAGAUAUUUGCAAGUUUGAUUAUUUUUGACAUAUCAUGCAAUAACUUUAGCGGCUCAUUACCAAAAGCAUACAUACAAAAUUUUCAAGCCAUGAAGAUUGUUCAUGAUGUGCAAAGCCCUUUGUCUUAUAUUGAAGCAGAUUUUCUUCUUAUUGACGGCAUAGCAGAAUAUUGGAGUUCUAUGGUUGCAACAAUUAAAAGAGUCAGUCUUCCUUUUACGAAAAUUCCAAUUUUCUUUGCAAUUAUCGAUUUGUCAGAAAACAAAUUUGAAGGAGAGAUUCCAGAUGUUUUUGGAGAGCUUCAAGCACUCAUAAGCCUCAACCUUUCAUAUAACAGCCUCAUUGGUCCUAUUCCCCGCUCUUUGGGAAAUUUGACAAAUCUUGAAUCAUUGGACCUCUCCUCAAAUAUGCUUGAUGAACAUCUUGAAGGAUCAAUACCUCAAGGAAAACAGUUUAAUACAUUUUCAAAUGAUUCUUUUGAGGGAAACAUGGGGUUGUGUGGAUUUCCAUUGUCAAUUCAAUGCAACAACAAUGUCCCUUUGCAACAAUCUCCAUCUUCUGAGGCUGAAGACAAAUUCGGAUUUGGUUGGAAACCAGUGGCAAUAGGAUAUGCAUGUGGAAUGGUAGUUGGAAUAGGAUUGGGAUAUUGUGUGUUCUCAAUUGGAAAGCCUGAAUGGCUAGUGGUCCUCUUUGGAGGUAAAAGGAUCAAAAGGAGGAGCCGUGGAAACCGCCGGCGUGCAAGAACAACUCUGUUUCAGCUUUUGGUUGUAAUGUAAAUUUGUAAUAAGUUUAUGUCUUGUGCUUUUGUGUUUUUUAUGUUUUAUGGAUGUCUACAAAUCUUGACGAUAUUUAAAGUAAGUACUUAUUUAAUAUUUGUAAGUAAUGUUGCAAGUAAAUUCUGUUUUCAAAAUAUAUAUGUGUGUGU